Coregonus sp. 'balchen' is the source of this 1547-nucleotide messenger RNA. The record is from the annotation of a GenBank genome assembly. NCBI's taxonomy places the organism in Eukaryota, Metazoa, Chordata, Actinopteri, Salmoniformes, Salmonidae.
ACUGAAGCCGAAGUGAAUCCGAAGGCCUACCCCCUGGCCGACGCCACACUGUCCAAAACCAUCCUGGACCUCGUGCAGCAAGCCUCAAACUACAAACAGUUGAGGAAAGGGGCCAAUGAGGGUGAGGGAAUCUGUAAUAAUGAUUAAUACCCAAUUGGUAAUAUAUCGAUCAUAAAUGGGAAAUGUACCCAAUCCUUUCUGCGAGAAGCGUUAUACCAGCUUCCAAGACAUCUGGCCCUAUGGAAAUUAUUUUGAUGUGAUAUGAAAGGGGGACUUAUAUUUCUAGAACCAUACUGUAAUUUAGAAUUGAUUCACGUUUAGAUUGAGGUUCUGGCUUCCAGAGCCAAUUCUCCCUUUAAGCUGAACAUGUAAGGUCCUUGAACUAAAGGCUUCCGCAUGCUUCGGUUCGGCUGGCACCUAGCCGAACUCGGCUACGUGAACCGAACGAGUGUGCUCGCGUACCUUUAACCUUCUCUUGAAUAGACCUUCGCUUGAAAACUGAGUGGCAAUGUACUGUUUGUCCAUCUUGAGAUGCCUUAGCCAGUAUACACUUCCUCAAUGGAAUUAAUCUAAACUCAAAUCUGUCAUUCAUUGAAUUUUUUUGCAGAGGAGAUCUUUGUCAUGCAAUUGUACAUCUAACUAGGAUGUUUGCAGUAUUUCUCAAGUUAGACUAGUUUUCAUGCAAAUGUUCUAUUGUUGAAUGACAACACUUCAUUGAAGAAUCCCUACUGUUGACCAAUCACCGACGACGGGGCAUAGACUUCGGUACUUCUUGCUGGAAGGCAAAACAUUCAAAUUUCACUAAAUGUUGUCAUAAUAUAUGCACAAACCGUUCUGAACUGUUUCAGAUGGGAAGCAUGCGGACGCCUUAAGGAGUAACGUGCGCUCCAUUAGUCCAAUAUUGGGUUAACCCUAACUGCUAGCCUUAACAUAACAUUUACCCCCUAGCCUGGCUAAUGUUAGGCACAACAAAUUUGAAUUUGUAACAUACUUCGUAACAUAUCUUAUGAAAUGGAUGGACAUCCACAAAUUAAUACAUACCAUACCAACGUAACAUACUAAUUUGAGUGUCCCGGAUUUUCAUUUACUAUGUUACUUCUACCCCUGAGUCCAGGUUGGCGCAGGAGGUUGUGUGCUUGAUCUCUGACCACUGACUAGCUGGUUCAAAUCCCACUCAGAUUACCACCUUAAUCACUACAAAAGUUAUCUAUGGAGUUCUCAUUCUACACUAUAAUCUAUCAAAGACAUGUCACUAACCCUUGAAUCUUGUUUAUCCUCUUCCAGCCACCAAGACAUUGAACCGUGGUAUCUCCGAGUUCAUUGUGAUGGCUGCUGAUGCUGAGCCACUGGAGAUCAUCCUCCACCUGCCGCUGCUCUGCGAGGACAAGAACGUCCCCUACGUGUUUGUGCGCUCCAAGCAGGCCCUGGGGCGUGCCUGUGGGGUCUCCCGCCCGGUCAUCGCCACCUCAGUCACCAUCAAGGAGGGUUCUCAGCUGAAGCCCCAGAUCCAGUCUACCCAGAUGGCCAUUGAGAGACUGCUGGUCUGA